Vanrija pseudolonga is the source of this 1635-nucleotide messenger RNA. RefSeq names its product tRNA A64-2'-O-ribosylphosphate transferase (gene RIT1). Gene Ontology annotation, biological process: charged-tRNA amino acid modification. Lineage: Eukaryota; Fungi; Basidiomycota; Tremellomycetes; Trichosporonales; Trichosporonaceae. The record is from RefSeq and is a predicted model, not a curated record. Gene Ontology annotation, molecular function: tRNA adenosine(64)-2'-O-ribosylphosphate transferase activity. Gene Ontology annotation, cellular component: cytoplasm. The transcript is spliced from 8 exons. The coding region runs from base 1 to 1596 and encodes 531 amino acids.
AUGAACGACGCCGCAAAGGCAAUCAAGAAGCACGCGGCCCAGCAUGACCUGUUCAACAGGCUUCAUUCCAUCGCCGCGGACGAGCGGUUUGUGCAAAAGGUGGCCCAGGAGUGGUUCAGCAAUCGAUUCGAAGUCAUCGCGAACCAGCGGUGCGGCACUUGGUACUGUGAUCCCUCUACCAGCUCCAAAGCCUAUGCCUACUUCAAGUCCACAGAUGGCCACACUCUGAACUGGGACUUCAACCUGCGGCGGUCGAACUUGUCUCUUGCAAGCUAUGCAGAGGAGAAGGGAGGUUUCCUGCUCGUCGACUCCACCCGUCGGGGAAAGAGAAUGCCAGAUGGGCUGUCAAAAACCGUUCCUAUAUGGUGUUCAGUUGUCAACCGUGCAGUUCAGCGUCGUCGAGCUCGGGGUGGAGACGCUGCCGCCGACGCAGAAUGGGACACAACUCUGUAUCUGCCCGCGCAGAUCGUGUCGCCCUCGGAGAAGGCUCAGAUCGAGCCACGGUUGGACGUCUGGGCAGAAUCGCUUGAAACCUCCGUGCUUCCUCUCCCGGAGCUCAAGAAGCCCCUCCGCCCAUUCUUCAUCCAUCCCGCAACGUCUCGCCCUCCUGUGAUUGACGCCAACCCAGCCUUCACACCAAUUAUAUGUGUGUCGGCCUCGCGAUGGGUCAACGGGGAGGAUGGCCGCGGAGAUCCAAUCCCCACUGCCACUCGGCUCGGUGAUGGCUGGUUUGCGCGAACUGUCGCUUUCGACUACGUCCCCGGCGCAGGCGACGACGACGAGCUAUGGGGCAGGGGCCUCAAACCUGCACUGUAUCAUGAACACAAGGCGGACCUCCUCUCCACGCCCAGGGACGAGCUGCCCGGGCUGGUAGACGAUUUGGUCGAGGAGGGGACCGGCAUCACGGCUGCUCUGGAGAAAGUCCAUCUGGCGGACUCGGAGUCGACAACAUCGUCUCUCGAGACAUUGUGGACGGAGGCCACGGUUGUUUCUCCCACACUGUUGGUGGACCUCGGACCAACUAUCCGAUCGCCUCAGUCGUCUGUCCUCUCCUCGGUAACGCAGAGAGUGACAGUCCGGGUUGUGGAUAUUGCGAAGCCCUCAAGCUCCACCUCAUAUGUCCAUGCCUGCGAAGCAACCUCGGAUGGCCCCGUCAUCGUCUUCUCCUUGCCGUCUGCACGAACCCACCCCAAGGAGUAUGGCAAGGCAUUGGGGCAGCUCGUGGAGCACCUACAAAGCAAGUUUCCAGCACUCGGGGACAAGGCGGCUCUGUUGAUCAGCCCCGGACAACAGAGCGAGCUGGACACUGCCGUGCAGUUCAGUACCAUCGGCGAGCAGCAAAAGUCAGAGCCUUCCACCUGGCCAUCUUCGCUUCACCUCUCAAAGCCUGACCUUCAGGCGUCGCAGAAGUCUCUUCUUCCCCUGUUGGUGGCGUUGACGUGUAGCUUCCCCAAGCUCGGUCAUGACGCGGUCGACGAUCCAGAUGUGGACAAGGGCGUGAUUGCUGCUCGGCUGCACUCCUUGGUAGCCCUCUGGCCAGAAGGCAACCCUCCGCGGGCUGCGUUGAAGAGGGUGAACGAGUUUUUGAUGUCGUGAUAACCGGGACAUACCGUAGCAUCGUGCUUAACAUCUUCG